This is a messenger RNA of Bathycoccus prasinos, 1470 nucleotides long. RefSeq lists its product with no specific name. Gene Ontology annotation, biological process: proteolysis. Gene Ontology annotation, molecular function: protein binding; serine-type endopeptidase activity. The transcript has a single exon. The record is from RefSeq and is a predicted model, not a curated record. The coding region runs from base 1 to 1470 and encodes 489 amino acids. Lineage: Eukaryota; Viridiplantae; Chlorophyta; Mamiellophyceae; Mamiellales; Bathycoccaceae.
AUGAUUUCAACGACUUUGAUGCAUUGUUGUCGUUCGUGUCGUCGAAAUUCGACCUCCUUUGAUGGUGGCACCAGCAAAAACACCACCACCAGCGUAGAUGCGCUUCUGUCGAGGAGAACGAUUCGACGACGGCGAAGAGGACGACAACACGAAGGCAACAACAGAGAGACUUUUUGUACGACGAACAACGAUGACGAUUUGACGAUGAUGACAGAAGAAGAAGAAAAAGAGACGACGAGAAGACGAAGAAGAGGAAGACGCGAGGUGACCACCAAAACCGCGCUGAUGAUGAUGACGACGAGUUUCUUUUUAUCCUUAGACCAACCGUGCACUUCAGCCAAGGCUGAAGUAGAAUUAGAAUUCGCGUCGACGCAGUUGAGCGAGAAAGAGAAGCAGAUAACCGAAUCGUUCGCGCGAGCGUCGAAAGCGUGCGUGAACAUCGUGGACGUGACGUUGUUGUCGCAAUCUGGAAUACAGAAAUCGCAAGCCGGGGCGAUAGUUCCCGAAGGGAACGGGUCCGGGAUUGUCUGGGAUAGCGAGAACGGGUACGUCGUGACGAAUUAUCACGUCGUGUCGAGCGCGAUAUCGACGAUACCAAAAGGGAGGGAAAUUGGCGAGGUGGCGAAAGUGACCGUGGAGUUACCGAAUGGACAAUCGAAAGUGUAUCCAGGCGAAUUGGUUGGAUACGCGAAAUCGAAAGAUAUCGCGGUUUUGAAAAUCAAUUGCGAACGAGGCGUAUUAACGCCCAUACAGUUUGGCGCGAGCGCGGAGCAAAUUAAAGUUGGGCAAAUCGCGUUAGCCAUCGGGAACCCGUUCGGUUUCGAUCACACGUUAACGACCGGGAUUAUUUCCGGUAAAAAUCGUUCGGUAGAAACCUUCCCUGGUUCGUUCGUUUCCGGCGCGCUACAAACGGACGCGGCGAUUAAUCCCGGGAACAGCGGCGGACCGCUCGUCUCCGCGGACGGCAAAUUGAUUGGAGUCAACGCGGCCAUUUUCACCAACACCGGGCAAAACGUUGGCGUUGGUUUCGCCAUCCCGGUCGACGUCGCGAAACGCGUCGCGGACCAGCUCAUCCAAAAUUCCAAAAAAGGUAACGGCAACAGCAACGACGGUUCCGCCGUUCUCGAUUUUCCCUCCUUAAACAUCGUUUUCGCCGACGAAGCGGUGAAAAAAGCAUUGAACAAAAACGACGCGUCCGGCGUCCUCAUUCAAGGUUUCCUCGCCUCCUCGAGCAAUAAAGAACAAACCAACGCGGAAAAAGCAGGUUUACUCUCAACCCGUCGAGGUCUCUCGGGGAUCACCCCGGGCGAUUUCAUCGUCAAAUUCAACGACAAACCGGUUUCCACCGAAGCCGAACUCGUCGCUUUAGUCGAGAAAGAAAACGUCGGCGAUAUGGCACGGGUGACAGUUUUACGAAACAACGACGAAGAGAAAGUCAUAAAUGUGCUUCUCGAGAAAGCCAGAGUUUAA